CAACAAAAAGUAAAUUUCUAUGCUUAUAUAUUGUUUAAUUCUUUUGUGUUGCACAAGUUGAUUGAAUAUUUUAUUAAUAUUCUCCGGAAGCCGAUAAGAUGGAUUAAUUCAUACCGCCAUAUUGGAUUACUUUUGUGGGUGUCUCAUAGUUGAAGUUGACGGACGUAAAAUACUUGGCUGAUUUUAUUUAUUCAAGCUCAGUAUUUAGUGCAGUUCGUUUAAUGAUGCAUUUCAAGUAACAUCAAAUUUCCAGGGCGAGGAUUGAUUUGCUAGUUGGAGAUCCAAUCAUCCAAAAUGAUUGGAGGUUUGUUUGUGUAUAAUCACAAGGGGGAGGUGUUGAUAUCUCGAGUAUAUCGAGAUGAUAUUGGCAGAAAUGCAGUGGAUGCUUUUAGGGUCAAUGUGAUCCAUGCUCGCCAACAAGUUCGAUCUCCAGUUACAAAUAUUGCGAGAACUUCUUUUUUUCACAUUAAGCGUGCAAAUAUAUGGCUUGCUGCAGUUACUAAACAAAAUGUAAACGCUGCUAUGGUUUUCGAGUUUUUAUUGAAGAUCAUUGAAGUAAUGCAAAGUUACUUCGGCAAAAUCUCUGAAGAAAAUAUCAAGAAUAAUUUUGUUUUGAUUUAUGAACUUUUAGAUGAAAUACUUGACUUUGGUUAUCCACAAAACUCAGAUACUGGAGUUUUAAAAACUUUCAUUACUCAACAAGGUAUUAAAUCUGCUUCUAAAGAGGAGCAUGCACAAAUAACAUCUCAGGUAACUGGUCAAAUUGGAUGGCGUAGAGAAGGAAUUAAAUAUCGUAGAAAUGAAUUAUUCUUAGAUGUCUUGGAGUAUGUUAAUCUAUUAAUGAGCCCUCAAGGUCAGGUCCUCUCUGCUCAUGUAGCCGGAAAAGUUGUUAUGAAAUCCUACUUGUCUGGCAUGCCAGAAUGUAAAUUUGGAAUCAAUGAUAAAAUUGUAAUGGAAGCCAAGGGAAAAGGUGGUUUGUCCGGAAACAAUGACUCAGAUCCUGCACGGUCUGGUAAACCAGUUGUUGUCAUAGAUGACUGUCAAUUUCAUCAGUGUGUCAAGCUAUCUAAAUUUGAAACUGAACAUUCAAUUAGCUUCAUUCCACCUGAUGGAGAAUUUGAACUAAUGCGCUAUCGGACUACUAAAGAUAUAUCACUGCCAUUCCGAGUUAUUCCCUUAGUCCGAGAAGUUGGUCGCACUAAAAUGGAAGUGAAAGUGGUUUUGAAAAGCAAUUUUAAACCAUCACUUCUAGGACAAAAAAUUGAAGUAAAAAUUCCUACACCAUUGAAUACAUCUGGUGUGCAGUUGAUUUGCUUAAAAGGCAAAGCCAAAUACAAGGCAUCUGAAAAUGCUAUUGUAUGGAAAAUAAAACGAAUGGCUGGUAUGAAGGAAACUCAAUUGUCUGCUGAAAUUGAGUUAUUAGAAACCGAUACCAAAAAGAAAUGGACGCGCCCUCCAAUUUCAAUGAACUUUGAAGUUCCAUUUGCUCCAUCUGGUUUUAAAGUACGGUAUUUAAAAGUGUUCGAACCAAAACUGAAUUACUCAGAUCAUGAUGUCAUAAAAUGGGUUAGAUAUAUUGGCCGAAGUGGUUUGUAUGAAACUCGUUGUUAAAAUAUGAGGUUCGCAUCGAUUUAUGACAAAUGCAAUGUCCAAGAUUAAACCCAGAACUAGAACUGUACUAAAAAUUGCCAAUCAUCAAACAUGAUCUUCAUAUUGAUUUAUGAAUAUAUCAACCUUCAAAACAAUCUGUUUGAUAUAAAUUUGGCAAAUUAUUAAAAUGUUAAUGUUUUUAAUUUUUAAGAAUCUAUUAUACUUUGAAUUCUUGUAUGGAGAAGUAUUGUUAUAAGUAUGGAGUCUUAUUUGUAUUGGAUAUUAAGAAAUCUCACAGUAAUAUAAUAUUGUAUAAAGUAUGUAGAUACUUCAAAAAACUAAUAAUAUAUAAUUGUUAAAAAAUUUAAAUUUGUUCAUAGGUGCAUUAUUAAAAAUAUAAUUUAAUGAACUGUUGAUAAAUAUUCAAAGGCUUUGUCUAUCUUUUUUUAUUUGAAAUGACCAAAAGAUAUGUUUGCCAGAAUGUAUACCUAGGAACAUAGUUGUUCCUGCACAAAAAUUUGAAGUUGACUAUCACUUUAUUACCAGUUAAAUAAUUUUCAUAAAUUUAUUUGUUGUCCUGUAGCCCAUUAAUUAAAUA
Messenger RNA from Ctenocephalides felis (cat flea), 2188 nucleotides. RefSeq names its product AP-2 complex subunit mu (gene AP-2mu). Bases 295 to 1611 code for a protein of 438 amino acids. Gene Ontology annotation, biological process: clathrin-dependent endocytosis; intracellular protein transport. The record is from RefSeq and is a predicted model, not a curated record. Gene Ontology annotation, molecular function: clathrin-cargo adaptor activity. Gene Ontology annotation, cellular component: cytoplasmic vesicle; AP-2 adaptor complex. The transcript has 9 exons. Lineage: Eukaryota; Metazoa; Arthropoda; Insecta; Siphonaptera; Pulicidae.